This is a messenger RNA of Drosophila erecta, 2184 nucleotides long. RefSeq lists its product as uncharacterized. NCBI's taxonomy places the organism in Eukaryota, Metazoa, Arthropoda, Insecta, Diptera, Drosophilidae. The transcript is spliced from 3 exons. The coding region runs from base 906 to 1520 and encodes 204 amino acids. The record is from RefSeq and is a predicted model, not a curated record.
CGCCGUCGGCAGCGAAAAGCGAGCCGCUGGCAGCGACGUUUGCCAGUCGCUUCUCAGCAUUCUUCGCCUCUGGUUCGAAAUUCUCAGGCCGAUUAGAAAAGAAAAGCAUAAAGACCCUACCGAAUAAAGACCGAGGGACAGGGGAGCGGUGGCCAGCGAACAGAAGACGGAAAAACAGAAAAUAACAAAAAUCCAUUUCUAUAUACCCAACAUCGACAUCGAGAAUCCACACCGAGAUCGAGAUCGAGAUCGAUAUGUGUAUAUGAACGCAGUUCCUCCUCGUAGACCGGUCGUCCGUAGUAGCAUCGUUGUGUUCCCACAGUUCCAAAGUUCAGUGAGUGGGCAAAAGAAGAAUCGAGGGUGGAGAAUCCGAAUCCGAAACCAAAACCCAACCGAAACCCAAAAUCGUGUAUCCGAAUCCUGCGCGGAGGAGAGAGAAUCGAUCCAAGAUUUGUUGUAAUGGUGCACAGGCGCUGGAUUUUCUGUGAGAGCGGCGAGGAUCCAAACUUCAGGAAGGAGCACUACGAGUACACCCAAAGCCAGCACCGAUAAUUCCAAUCCAAAAAAGUCCAUUCAACUUGCUGCAAUUAUUUGUGCCAACGAUCUCAUUUGGAACCGCAAAAUAAUCACGACAUAAUAAAACAAAAAUAAAUUUUAAAACCAAAAUCCCCCACGAAAAACAAUUGAAAUGCGUGCAUAAUUGCUAAUAUAAAACAAAAGAAGAAAAAAGAACAGAAUUUCAGUGCUUUUUGUUUGUAUUUUUUAUUGUUUGGCUUUUUGUGCUCCGCAAAUGUGAGAAGAGAAUUCAAUCGAAGAAUUGCAAACACGAAGCGAGGGAAAGAGUGCGUGAGAUAGAGAGCAGAAAGAGAGAAGGAGAUCCACGGCGGCCAAAAAGCAUUUUCAAAAUGGUGCUCCAGAACCACAACACUGUGGUGGCCCGUUCCACCUUGACGCCGAACAGCAGCAGCCAGAACUUUGGCUCCCAUCCGCUGGGACAUCACGGUGGAUCGGCCAACGGAUCCGGAUCCGGACGUAGGCCUCUGAACGCCGGACCUAGCAGACAGCGCCCCAUUGUGGACCUCCUGGUGGCCAUGGUGGCCGUGCCGGUGCUGAUCCUCUGCGCCCUGCAGCUGGAGAAGAAUCUGCGGGACACCAGUGAGGAGUCCCGCUGGCUCGUCUUUGCCUUGGGCAUCGGGAUGCUGGUGAUUAGCGUGAUUAUCUGCGGGUAUGUUACGCAUCGCAUGGGCGUCUGCAUUUGGGCGGGGCCCAUCGACGAGGCAGGAAACCGGUCCACCAAUGGAGCCAUGCCACAUAUCAACUCCCAGAACGAUGUGCUGCGCAUUGUGGACUCACUGCCGCCAAGUUACGAUAGUGUGGUCAAGUUCGAACUGCCGCCGCCGGCCUACGACUGUCUGGUUAUCGACAUGGAUCAGUCGAAGGAUCUGGAGCCGCCACAGACCUCUGCCAAGCCAGGAGCUGGAGGAGCCACAUCCCCACCCGGAACCACCCUGCACAUCUAGGGGGAGCAAUGGGUGAAGCAGUAGAAGGAGGAGAGAGAAUUAAGAGAUUUUUUCCCAACUGGCAGCACAACGGAUUUCUGUACUUGACCCACUUAAAAAACCACAUGCAAACAAAUCAAUAACUACGAUUGCGAUAAGUGGUAUUCUGGAAACUCUGGUGCUUUCGAAAAUUCCCAGAGCAUUCAGCUGAAUAUCGCCAUAUAUCCGUAUAUCUAUUAUAAGGUUUGGCUAACUGGUAGCUUGGCAAAGCACUAUGGCAUUGUAUUUACUUUGAUUUUAAGCAGCUAGUAUUUUAACUCGUAGCGCCCAUCAAUAACGAUAUCGAUUCUCUCGCAUUGUACAUAGCGUUCUGUAAAACACACAGCAUCUAGUCCAAAGUUGUAUAUAGCAAAAGAAAUAACUGAACCACACAUGAUGCGCCCAUAUAAGUUUUAAACACAUAUAUUGAAUGCCAGGGUAGGGCGGGAAUCAAAUUACAAAACUACAGGGUAGCAAUUAGUCUUAGUCUAGCGUAACGCCUGUAUAUAACUAUGUAUAUUUCGAUUACAAAUACUUUUAUAGCCAUAUCGACAUCGAUGUCGAUUGCCAACAAAUGUCGGAAAACGUUCAGUGUUGCUUUCCAGAAAUAAAGAAUUCCUAUUAAGUUUAUUGAAAACCAAGCGAA